Messenger RNA from Parathielavia appendiculata, 804 nucleotides. RefSeq lists its product as uncharacterized. Bases 1 to 804 code for a protein of 267 amino acids. The record is from RefSeq and is a predicted model, not a curated record. Lineage: Eukaryota; Fungi; Ascomycota; Sordariomycetes; Sordariales; Chaetomiaceae. The transcript has a single exon.
AUGGCAAGCUCGGCGACCGCCACAAGCACGCGGCCUCUGAAUCCCGUCCAGCGGCAAAACAAUGGUUUUUCAAGGCCAAGCCGCCAGAAUUCAGACCCGAGGGAAAAGGGCGCGCCGGGCGGAGGCGGGUAUUACCCGGACGAAACCGGCCCAGCACAAACGCCGUACAUGAAUAUGCUGCUCUCGCUCGACAGGAUCCCGCGCAUGCAUAACAUCCUCGUGUCGGUGUUCGUCUGGAUCCUGUCAGCGGGCUUCGUCAUCAUGCCGGGCUCCUUCACCAGCGCGAAGCGCCAGCAAGAAGGGCAGACGGUCGAGAUCCCCGUCGCCACGACGGGGGGCGCCAACGGGACCGCGAAGCUGUCCCUCACGCCGGCCAACACGGCCGCCAUGGUCGUUGGGUUCGUAUGCAUCGUCGCAGGCACCUUCGGCUCGGCGUGGCUCGCCCUGCGGUGGCGGCGCAACUAUGUCUGGUUGCUCAACAAGCUGUACCUGCCCCUCGUCCUCAACGCGCUGGCGGGCCUGCUGGCGACGGUCGUGGGUGUGUACACGCAGCAGGCGGGUGACUGGAGCACGCAGGCCGUCAUCACGCUCGUGAUUGAGGGCUCGAUACUCGUUGUCAACGUGCUGCUCUUCUUUGUGUACAACUAUUGGCUGUUGCAGAGGCUGAGGAGCGAUCACGAGGAGGUGGUGGCGGGUGGGGAGAAGAAGGAGAAGAGGAAGAGGAAGAAGAGGAAGGGAGGGCUUUUUGCCAGGUUCAGGAGGGUGCGUAGGAAGCCGCCUAUUGCCGCGGGCAGCGUUGUUUAA